CGCGCCUUUAAUGAUCGGAAACGCUAUCUGCGACAAUACAACACAACCACACAUUACGCACUAUAACAGGUAUAAGGUGUCGAUGCGCUUUCCCAAUGUGGACACACGCAUCGGGGGAGUCUUUACUGAGGGAGGCAGGUGCGCGCACAAACAGGAUCGUCUUCCUCUACUCGGGUCAAAUUGUUGCACAGAGAUUGUCUGAAUAGAUCAUUAUUGGCUCAGCUAGCUUCACCCCUCCCCACCCUCAGCACAGUUUUCUGCUUUGACCACUGGAGGCUCCCAGCAGCUUAUGCGUCACUUCAUCUCUCAGUCGCUGAUCAUGGCGGAGCUGGAGCUACAGCGUGAAGUGGAGCAUCAACUUCUCAACGGGGACGACUUGAACGAGGAGAGAGAAGAUGUGGACGCGUCGGAGUCAGUGAAGAAAAGGAGAAGAAAGAAGAAGAGGAAUAAGAACACUGCGCCAGCAGGGACAAAUGAGGCUGAGGGGGAUGGAGAAGCCGGAGGUGUUGGUGAUGUGACAAAACAGUUGGAACAGCAAACGCUGGAGGCCAAAGACAGGGAGGAGGAUGGAGAAGAAGAUGGGGACGAGGGAGAGAACUCAGCCGGAAAAAAGAAGAAGAAGAAGAAAAAGAAGAAAGGAGUGAAGGGACAGACUGACCCUCCCUCAGUCCCUAUUUGUGAGCUCUAUCCCAACGGAGACUUUCCAAAGGGAGAGGAGUGCGAAUAUCCACCAUCGAAAGACGGGCGCAGUGCAGCGUGGAGGACCACCAGCGAAGAGAAGCGGGCGCUGGACAUGGCCAAUGAGGAGAUGUGGAGUGAUUUCAGGCAGGCAGCCGAGGCACAUCGGCAGGUCCGCUCCUAUGUCAGGAGCUGGAUUAAACCAGGGAUGACCAUGAUUGACAUCUGUGAGAGGCUGGAGGACUGCUCCAGGAGGCUCAUAAAAGAAAACGGGCUAAAGGCAGGCCUGGCCUUCCCAACCGGAUGCUCAAUCAACCACUGUGCUGCUCACUACACCCCAAACGCGGGGGAUACCACCGUGCUGCGUUACGACGACAUCUGCAAAAUUGACUUUGGGACACACAUCAACGGUCGAAUAAUAGACUGUGCCUUCACCGUCACUUUCAAUCCAAAGUUUGACAGGCUGCUGGAGGCUGUGAGAGACGCAACCAACACCGGCAUUAAGUUUGCAGGGAUCGAUGUGCGCCUGUGCGACGUUGGCGAGACCAUUCAGGAGGUCAUGGAGUCUUACGAGGUGGAGAUAGACGGGAAAACAUAUCAAGUAAAGCCAAUCAGGAAUCUUAAUGGCCACUCUAUCGGACAGUACAGGAUACACUCAGGGAAGACAGUCCCUAUUGUCAAAGGUGGAGAGGCCACGAGGAUGGAGGAAGGUGAAGCUUACGCCAUUGAGACAUUUGGCAGCACAGGAAGAGGUGCAGUCCACGAUGACAUGGAGUGCUCGCAUUACAUGAAAAACUUCAACGUUGGACACGUACCAAUAAGACUUCCAAGGGCUAAACAUCUGCUGAAUGUGAUCAAUGAGAACUUUGGGACCUUGGCAUUCUGCCGCCGCUGGCUGGACCGCCUGGGUGAGAGCAAGUACCUGAUGGCGUUGAAGAAUCUUUGUGACCUUGGCAUCAUAGACCCGUACCCACCACUCUGUGACAUCAAGGGCAGCUACACUGCCCAGUAUGAGCACACCAUCCUACUCAGGCCCACCUACAAGGAGGUAGUGAGCCGGGGAGACGACUAUUGAGCAU
Molecule: messenger RNA, 1757 nt
Organism: Larimichthys crocea (large yellow croaker)
Lineage: Eukaryota; Metazoa; Chordata; Actinopteri; Sciaenidae
Product: methionine aminopeptidase 2
Exons: 12
Coding region: 290-1753 (487 amino acids)
Biological process (GO): proteolysis
Cellular component (GO): cytoplasm
Molecular function (GO): metalloaminopeptidase activity
Source: RefSeq, a predicted model, not a curated record